CCUACCCCCCUUAGCCCCCCACAGGAUCACCACCCCAGAGGCAGCCUGAUGAGGGAAGGAAGGGAAAGGGUCGGGUUCAGCCAUUUCGCCUCUCCAGACCCUUGUAUCCCUGGCUCCUCGCAGUGGGGCCAGCAUAUGGGUGAGGGGGCACCCCCUGGGGCCUGAGCCGCCCCGCGCAGGAUGCCCCGUGCCCCCCACUUCAUGCCCUUGCUGCUGCUGCUGUUGCUUUCACUUCCCCACACCAAGGCUGCCUUUCCCCAGGACCCCCCUCCUCUGUUGACCUCUGACCUACAAGGUAUACCCCCUUCAUCCUGGUUCCGGGGCCUGGAGGACGAUGCUGUGGCUGCGGAACUUGGGCUGGACUUUCAGAGAUUCCUGACUUUGAACCGGACCUUGCUAGUGGCUGCCCGGGAUCACGUUUUCUCCUUCAAUCUUCAAGCCCAAGCAGAAGGGGAGGGCCUGGUGCCUGACAAGUAUCUAACAUGGAGGAGCCAAGACGUGGAGAACUGCGCUGUGCGGGGGAAGCUGACGGACGAGUGCUACAACUACAUUCGCGUUCUCAUUCCCUGGGACUCCCAGACGCUCCUUGCUUGUGGAACGAACUCAUUCAGCCCCAUGUGCCGCAGCUACGGGAUAACAUCGCUGCAGCAGGAGGGCGAGGAGCUGAGUGGCCAGGCUCGAUGCCCCUUCGAUGCCACCCAGUCCAACGUGGCCGUCUUUGCAGAGGGCAGCCUGUACUCAGCCACAGCCGCCGAUUUCCAGGCCAGUGACGCUGUAGUUUACAGAAGCCUGGGGCUGCAGCCCCCACUGCGCUCCGCCAAGUACGACUCCAAGUGGCUCCGAGAGCCACACUUCGUCCACGCCUUGGAGCAUGGAGACCAUGUCUACUUCUUCUUUCGAGAGGUCUCUGUGGAGGAUGCCCGGCUGGGGAGGGUGCAGUUCUCCCGUGUAGCCCGUGUGUGUAAGCGAGACAUGGGCGGCUCGCCUCGGGCCUUGGACCGCCACUGGACCUCCUUCCUGAAGCUGCGGCUCAACUGCUCUGUUCCCGGGGACUCUGCCUUCUAUUUUGACGUCUUGCAGGCCUUGACUGGGCCUGUAAACCUGCACGGCCGCUCUGCUCUCUUCGGAGUCUUCACCACCCAGACGAAUAGCAUCCCAGGUUCUGCGGUCUGCGCCUUCUACCUGGACGAUAUUGAACAUGGGUUUGAGGGCAAGUUCAAGGAGCAGAGGAGUCUGGAUGGGGCCUGGACCCCUGUGCCUGAGGACAGGGUUCCCUCACCCAGGCCAGGAUCCUGUGCAGGAACAGGUGCAGCUGCUUCGUUCCCCUCCUCACGAGACCUCCCCGAUGACGUUCUGAUCUUCAUCAAGGCUCAUCCGCUGCUGGACCCCGCUGUGCCACCUGCCACCCAUCAGCCUCUCCUCACUCUCACUAGCAGGGCCCUACUGACUCAGGUCGCGGUAGAUGGCAUGGCUGGUCCCCACGGUAACACCACCGUCCUGUUUCUUGGCUCCAAUGAUGGGACGGUGCUGAAGGUGCUGCCCCCAGGACAAGCUGGGGGACCUGAGCCCAUCCUACUGGAAGAGAUUGAUGUCUACAGCCCCUCCCGGUGUAGCAGGAAGCGUGCAACCCAAACAGCACGACGCAUCAUAGGGCUGGAGCUGGACACCGAGGGCCACAGGCUCUUCGUGGCUUUCUCUGGCUGUAUCGUCUACCUCCCUCUCAGCCGGUGUGCCCGGCAUGGGGCCUGUCAGAGGAGCUGUCUGGCGUCUCAGGACCCGUACUGUGGGUGGCACAGCUCCAGAGGAUGUGUGGACAUCAGGGGACCUGGUGGGACUGAUGUGGAUCGGGCUGGGAGCCAGGAAUCCACAGAGCGUGCUGACUGCCAAGAUGGAGCUACUGGGAGUCGGUCUGGCCCUGGGGAUUCCGCUUAUGGUGAGUCCUCUUGUCCCAGCUCUGCUUUCCCUUGUUUAGCGCAGGCCCCAGUCUGUGCCCCCUGACAGCAGCAGCCCAGCAUCCUGAGAACCCGUCUCGGCAAAAGGCCAGCAUCCUCCUCACACCCAGUAUAUAUAGUGCUUGGUCACUGUGAACAAAUAAAUGAAUGUCCUGCAUGGCGACCCCUUCCCGUGUCUAGAGGAAAACAGAGGCUGCAGUCCUGCGCUCUUGGGUUCCACAGGAGGAGGGGGGAGGACCCCCUGGAUGGGUAUC
Tupaia belangeri chinensis (Chinese tree shrew) is the source of this 2206-nucleotide messenger RNA. RefSeq names its product semaphorin 6C (gene SEMA6C). Gene Ontology annotation, molecular function: chemorepellent activity; semaphorin receptor binding. Bases 181 to 1998 code for a protein of 605 amino acids. NCBI's taxonomy places the organism in Eukaryota, Metazoa, Chordata, Mammalia, Scandentia, Tupaiidae. The record is from RefSeq and is a predicted model, not a curated record. Gene Ontology annotation, biological process: axon guidance; semaphorin-plexin signaling pathway; positive regulation of cell migration. The transcript is spliced from 18 exons. Gene Ontology annotation, cellular component: plasma membrane.